UUAUUACUUUAUAUAAAUAACACAAUGGAAUGUCCAAUUAUAUUUCGCUGUCUCGUCCUCGAGAUCAAAUAGGUAGUAGCGCCUCUACUAUGUGGUCCCACAGAAUAUCCCAAAAAUUCAAAAAUUUUUUACAUGCUGCUCCCUAUCUUGUGCUUACUCUACUCCUUGCCCCUAAACGCCAUCAUUACGUUUUUCUGUGCGGUCCCGAGCAGUCCCGCACGAUAUUUGCUUCCCAAAAAAUAAGAAUUGAAGUCAAAUACACAUAAAUUGAACGUGAAGAAGAGGAUGGCGCAACGCGGACAUCGUAUACGGCGAUAUCACAAACGAAAGGAUGAGUUUGUGGAUGAUUUAAUGGCGAAUGUGCAACGAUUGGAAAGAGAGGUUAAAGGCAAACGACAUCGUCGUCAUCGGCGCAACAGUUCCUACUCCUCAUCAUAUUCAUCAGACGCAUCAGGCCAUUCCAAGCAUCACAGAUCCAGGUAUCGAUACGGCGGUGAGUGUUACCCGAGAGGUACAACACGUCUCAGAUACUCGAGAUCAAGUACGAAUCGAGUUGAUACAGCGGUGAUCAUUUUCCAAGAGAGAUGGCACGCCUGAGACUCAGUACAAGUGGCAAAUCGAGUUGAUACAGCGGUGAUCAUUCUCCAAGAGAGAUGGCACGCCUCAGACUCGCCCGCAAGGAUCUCCACGGACCAACCAACCCCAACGAAGAUGCUGCUCGUCCGGAGACCAGUAAGACACACGAAUCACAGAGCAACAUUCAAACUCGACUGAGUACAGUUACGGCAGCACUGGGCACGGGGCUCAUGUGGGCCAUCAAGGCUAAGGGAGCCAAUGAGAAGCCAGUCAUCGAUGUCAAUUAUACGCAAUUGAUUUCAGCACUAAACGAUUCCAGUUGGAUUAUUGCUGGAUUACAGCAUCAAAUUUCCAUUUCAAGACGUGCCAUGAUACUGCCAUUGAUGAGUCCUCUUGUUAGAAGGGCUGUUGGGAAAAAAUAAUAAAGUGGAUGGUCUACUUUUUGGAGAAGAAGAGGACAGAGUCUUCUUUGAAUACCACUUGUGGUAUGGAUCACAAUGCUCUCAAGUCCAGAGCACAACAGAUCAUAAAUCAGUCCCUUUUCUGGAAACAUAUGAUAAACCUUGUCGAGUGAUUUUUGAAGAGAAUAGAAGAACUGUGUUCUAAUUUUCCAACACUCUCGAACAUUGUAAGGAAGAAGUCGUCGCUUCUAACCUAUUGUCGUUUCGAAAACUUGGUAAAAAUAAACUUAAGAUUUUACACAAGUACAGUAUUCCCUUCAUUUAUUAAAGGCGCAUCCGAUUAAUUUCGCGUGCGCGACAUAUACACGAAUUCACCGAGUGAGUGCGAUCUUCGUGGCAUAUGUUUACACGCUUCAGAACAUGGUCCUUCGAGCCGGAUAAAGCAAAUAAAAAGUAAAAUCUGAAGUACAAUUCACCAAGUAUACGUCCAGCGGCGCCACGAAAAGUAAAGUUAUACGCAAAUCGUCAUUGUGAAUUCAAAACAAGUGAAUUCCUUAUACGUCUGUGACAUCGAGAGGAAAAUACGCAACCAUCCAACACGCAAAUUCAACUGCCGUUCGAGAAACUCAACUGGGAAGAGAAAAUCGUCGUUUCAACUGGGACCAAUCCACAUCAGGACCACGAGGCCACAGUCAACGCAACUUUCAACGCAGUCAACAGCAAAGCAGCCAGCAGGGCAACGAUACGUCAUAAUCAA
Diachasmimorpha longicaudata is the source of this 1734-nucleotide messenger RNA. RefSeq lists its product as uncharacterized. The record is from RefSeq and is a predicted model, not a curated record. The transcript is spliced from 3 exons. Bases 654 to 998 code for a protein of 114 amino acids. Lineage: Eukaryota; Metazoa; Arthropoda; Insecta; Hymenoptera; Braconidae.